UCAACCAAUAGCGAGCUUUCUUUGUGGAGUAUGAACAUGGCGGCGCUCCACAGUGAGUUUGGGGACCUGGUGCAAAUUAAAAAGCAGCUCCUGUCUGUAACAUGGCUUUGUAAGGAAAGAGGACUUUUACAGAGCGCCAAGUGGGCUUCUGAGUUGGCCUUUGCUUUAGAUCCUCUUCCUAAGCAUGCAUUACCACUACCAAAUCCCUUUUCAGAGCAAGACAUACAAGACCUCGAUGCGCUCACGCUGGCCAAAUCCUACUUUGACUUGAAAGAGUACGACCGCGCUGCCUACUUUUUGAAGGGGUGCACCAGUCAGAAGGCUUACUUCCUCUACAUGUAUUCACGUUACCUGUCUGGUGAGAAAAAGAAGGAUGAUGAGACGGUCGACAGCCUGGGUCCUCUGGAGAAGGGUCAGGUGCGAAACGAAGCUUUGCGGGAACUGAGGGUGGAGCUGAGUAAGAAGCACAGCGCAGGAGAGCUGGAUGGUUUUGCCUUAUACCUGUAUGGAGUGGUGCUUCGAAAACUGGAUCUGCUAAAGGAGGCGGUGGAAGUUUUCGUGGAGGCCAUUCACGCCCUUCCUCUUCACUGGGGGGCGUGGCAGGAGCUCAGCAACCUCGUCACCAACAUUGAAAUGCUCAAGUCUCUGUCGUUGGCUGACUGCUGGAUGAAGGACUUCUUUUUGGCCCACAUGUACACAGAACUGCAGAUGAUCAAGGAGGCGUUGCAGAAGUACCAGAACCUAAUGGACGCCGGCUUCACCAAGAGCACUUACAUCAUUUCGCAGAUGGCCGUCGCCUACCAUAACAUUCGAGAUAUUGACCAGGCGGUGGCUCUGUUCAACAAGCUAAGAGAACACGACCCAUAUCGCAUCGACAACAUGGAUACUUUCUCCAAUCUGCUCUACGUCAAGAUCAUGAAGCCCGAAUUGAGUUACUUGGCCCACACGUUGGUGGAGAUCGACAAGUACCGAGUGGAGACGUGCUGCGUCAUCGGCAAUUACUACAGCUUGCGCUCGCAGCACGAAAAGGCGGCCCUGUAUUUUCAGCGGGCCCUCAAACUAAAUCCUCGCUGUCUGAGUGCCUGGACCCUCAUGGGCCACGAGUACAUGGAGAUGAAGAACACGUCAGCCGCCAUACAAGCUUAUAGACACGCCAUUGAAGUCAACAAACGGGACUAUCGAGCCUGGUACGGCUUAGGCCAAACUUAUGAGAUUCUCAAGAUGCCCUUCUACUGCCUCUACUAUUAUCGAAAGGCUCACCAGCUCAGGCCCAACGAUUCGCGCAUGUUGAUUGCGCUGGGCGAAAGCUAUGAAAAACUCUCCCAGACCGCUGAAGCCAAGAAGUGUUACUGGAGGGCGUACUCUGUUGGAGACGUAGAGAAGAUGGCGUUACUCAAAUUGGCAAAGCUCCAUGAACAGCUGAAUGAAAACGAUGAGGCCGCCCAGAGUUACAUGCUUUACACCCAAGACGUCUUCUCCUGUAGGGAACAGUUGGAACACACUGAAGUCAGCACGGCCCUCAAAUACCUCGGUCAGCACUAUUUCAAGAACAAACUCUACGACGAAGCGUCUCUCUGCGCCCAGCGCUGCUGUGACUACAACGAUGCACGAGAAGAGGGGAAAGCUCUGUUGAGGCAAAUCUCUCAGGUGAGAGAUCAGGCGGAGACACCGUCGUCGUGCGAUGUGUUUGCUCCGCUCUCCAACAACAAUAACAACACCACAACACCCGUUAGGCGGGUGUCACCACUCAAUGUCAUCUCCUUCACACCCUGAUGCGCCUGCUUGUUUUGGACUAUCUCAAUGAAAAUGAUGGGAAACCGAGCAGAUCGUGUUCAAAACAUUUACUGAAUGUGGCAUACAGUUUGAUAUGAAAACUUGUUAAGCUG
Molecule: messenger RNA, 1886 nt
Organism: Hippocampus comes (tiger tail seahorse)
Lineage: Eukaryota; Metazoa; Chordata; Actinopteri; Syngnathiformes; Syngnathidae
Gene: cdc23
Product: CDC23 (cell division cycle 23, yeast, homolog)
Exons: 16
Coding region: 31-1773 (580 amino acids)
Biological process (GO): protein ubiquitination; positive regulation of mitotic metaphase/anaphase transition; cell division
Cellular component (GO): anaphase-promoting complex
Molecular function (GO): protein binding
Source: RefSeq, a predicted model, not a curated record